CACUUAAGCACGACAUUGCCCUCAAUGGAGCAGAGGGAUAGAGAAGGGGAACGAUAUUACCGGAUUGAAAUGCUGCGGGAGACUGGAAGUGGACCAGUCAGCGUGGGACAUAUGGAACGAACGAACAGUUCUGCACUAAGGGAACAUCAAGAACACACUAGCACAUGUUCGUUAGGGAUCAGAGAUGGCCCAAAUGGCCACAAAAGAAACAAUCCACAAAAGAAAAGAAACAAAACACACGACAAACUCAGUUCAAGCUCCUCAAACACAUGGAGCAAACAGAAAAAGUCUAAAACAAAAACACACAAUGAGGGGGCGACAAAUACAGCCUACUCGUCGCCAAGGUUGUCCAAAUCGAUGUCAUUCAUGAAUGCAUCAUCAUCAUCAGCUGGUGGAGGUGGAAGUGGAGAGUCCUCCCAGGAGUUCUCCAGACUGGCUGCUCGCCCGGUAGCAGCUUGGGCAGAUGCCCCUGGACCUCCUGCAUGCGCCUAGCUCGGGCAUGCUCCCUCUCGAUGCGCGCCAAGGUCACCCCCUGCUGGGUCUCCAUCCUAUCAAGGCCCUCAUCAUACGCAGCAUCCGGGUCUGGUACUCGGCAUGGUGAGCCGAAUAAUGCUGCUGAAACUGGAGCUGAUAGUCGUAGAGCUGCUGAUUCUGGACAUCGUCAUCACCUCGCCGGGGAAGGUAGAGCUGCCACCCCCGUACUCGAAGGUGGUGGGGCGGGCGGCAGCAGUAUCAUCCACAUCCUCCGGGUGGACAUCCUCAUCACCCGCACCCUCGGGAACCUCCUGCUGGACCUCCUCUGGGAUCUGAGAUUGAGGAAACCCCUCGAUCCACAUAACACCUCGCUCUUCUCAAAGCCCGUGCAUUUUACUAAUCGUAAACUGGCCAAAGGCACUGGUGUCUCCCUGCUCUGUGCACCCCUGCAGUGAUAUCUGGAAGUAAGUGGCCAGGCGGG
Linum trigynum is the source of this 955-nucleotide messenger RNA. The record is from the annotation of a GenBank genome assembly. Lineage: Eukaryota; Viridiplantae; Streptophyta; Magnoliopsida; Malpighiales; Linaceae.